Molecule: messenger RNA, 5392 nt
Organism: Anguilla anguilla (European eel)
Lineage: Eukaryota; Metazoa; Chordata; Actinopteri; Anguilliformes; Anguillidae
Gene: ints5
Product: integrator complex subunit 5
Exons: 2
Coding region: 1662-4730 (1022 amino acids)
Biological process (GO): snRNA 3'-end processing
Cellular component (GO): integrator complex
Source: RefSeq, a predicted model, not a curated record
GAGGGGUGGUUGUUGGAGGCAUAUGUGACAGAAGUUUCUGUUUGGAAAACCGCUCAAUGCAAGUUUAAGACUAUGGGUUCAACAGGCAGUUAAAUUAAGAAUGGUCUGUUAAGAACUGUACAGAUCAAGAAUACAAUUGUUGGCUUGCAACACACAAAACUCUCAUUACACUACAGACCUCAGUGCUUGCUUCCGACAGUGAAGGGUUGUGGUGGCUCGACUUGUGGGGGCUAUUAGCUAGGGCCAGCAGUUUGACUCCCCCAUGUGACUGGCAUGGAUUUGAACUUGUAUUUCAAUUGUUAUCCUCUAGGAGGAGUCCCCGUAGGCACAUCAACUGCACAGUCAAGUGACUACUUAGACAAUGACGUUUCCAAUUGAGACAUUCAAAUUUGUUGUUGUUUAUCUCACAUGGGGAGAGUCAGGGUGGAAAGUGAAAAUGGAUGGAAAUUUAAAUGCUAUGAAAAACAUAUUAAUAAGUGUCAAUUACUUCAUCAGCAUAGAUUACUGAGGUGGUGCAAAUGAAAUAAUUGUUUGAGAAGGGACUGAACAAAAAGGCUAUCGCAACCUCUAGCUGAUAGAAGACUGAACUACAAUGUGAGAAAACUGGGGAGACAAACCGGCGGCUGUAGGAAUAGCAUAGUUAGGUUGCAUUAAUUUCCUUAGAAGACAACUUCAAUGCAAUUUAAUGGUUGUGAGUGAUCACCUUCAUCCAUGUUGCAGGAUUUAUUUCCUAUCGGGCAGAGUGUCUACCAGGAUGACAAAUGUUCCUAUUCAAAUGGCAGGUGUGGGUUACCCAAUGGUUUGAUGACCAUGACAAUAAAUGUUAUCCAUAUCCCAUAGCCUCCCCAGACACUAGACCUGAACCAAACAGAGCCAACUGAACCGACUUCCACCUCCAUCAGCAAGACAUGAGUUAAUUAACUUAUUGGUGGAAGACUGGUGUUGUAUUUAGUAAAAUUCCAGAUGCUAAUACAUGCAAUGCCACAAGCGAUUGUCGGUACGUGGUGGCCCAACGCCCUAUUAAGUGACUUUGUAUUGGUGUGUCUACCAUCUGGACACUACCUGUAAAUAUAAUCAACUCAAUUUUGUGGUAUUAUGUACAGGGCAAUCGCUAGUUGGGUGGAAGGUGGUGACAAUCCUAGGGGCCCACAGCUUGAGGGGGCCCACAGCUGAAAAAUCCUAUUAGUUCUAUAUAAAAAGGGGGGCCCAGAACAAUAUUUUUUCAGGCGGCCAAGAAUUCCUAGCAACGCCUCCUGAUUAUGUAUAGUAAGAGUAGAGCCUACUACUCACAACAAUUUUGCUUUAAUCCAAGAAUACGAGAUACCUGAAUGGCACGCAAAGUCGUGGUACAUGCAAACAGUAUUUUAUGAUGAACUUCAGCCAGUUACGAAUUCAGGAACUAUUCAGAGCUAGAACGCGUUUCUCCGGGGGAGAGAUUCAAUUGUAACACCACAGCUGGCAAGCGCACUACGGUGUGUGUUUUGUAUGUGGUAGAUCUGUGGAAUUGAGUAUUUCAAAGGUCCGAAAUUGUUAUAGGUACGGUUUUCUGAAAGAAAGGGAAAAGAGUUUUGUGCUUAGCUGUCAUAUGUAGUUAGCUAUAACAACUGCUGUUUGCUUGGAAGAUUCGUUUUAAUGUGCUAUUCCUAAGCGUAAAAUUGACGAUGUCUGCUGUGUUUGACGGGGCUCCGCUGACAGCGAUGCAAUCACCCCAACCUUCUCAUAACUCCAUCAGUCCACAGGAAUUAGCCCUUGAAAUAAAGGCCUUCAUCAGUGGGGUUGAUCAGACGCAGGGUCGUAAACUAAGCAUCCGCGACCAUGCCCGUUGUGCUGUACGUCUCCUCCGUACUGUGCCAGCCUGCCGAGGAGCAGCACUGGAGCACCUUAGAGGGGUGUAUGACGAAUAUGUGAUCACCUUCCUGCAAGACCUGGAUGGGGAAGGUGACAAUGGAGUCAGCAGCAGUGGCAGUUCUGGCUUGGAGGAUGUGAUACAGGAAAUCCACACUGUUUUGUCUGAGUUUGUCCGUCUGAAUCCUAAAGCCUGGGCACCUCUGGUUUCAGCCUGGGCUGUAGAUCUGUUAGGGCAGCUGAGCAGCAAGCACGCGGGCCGACGUGGUGCUCCCCACUCGUCAAGCCUGAACGAACUGCUGCAGCUCUGGAUGUCGUGCACAGCCACCCGUUCCCUCAUGGAGAGUUACUCCCAGUGUCUGGCGGCCAUGUUAGCCUGGUGUCCUGAUGCCUGUGUGGAUGCACUGCUGGACACCUCAGUGCAGCACUCCCCACACUUUGACUGGGUUGUUGCCCAUAUCGGAUCCUCCUUCCCUGGCACCAUCAUCAGCCGCGUGCUGGCCUGUGGCCUCAAGGACUUCUGCACCCAUGGGUAUCAGGGGGCCGCCUCUCCUGAAAUACCCAACCAGCAAGGACCCCCGUCAGCAGAAAAGAGCAGCAGGGUUCCUAAAAUUGGCUCAGUGGUAGGGAUCCUGGGACACCUGGCAUCCCGCCACUCAGACAGCAUCAAAAAGGAGCUUCUGCGAAUGUUCCAGGAGAGCCUGUGCCCCGCCCAGCCUGCAUCAGGCGUCGGGCUGAGGGACAGCCCGCUCCAGCUGCGCCGUGCCACUGUGCCCUUCCUUCUGCAGCUGGCGGCUCUGUCUCCAACCCUACUGGGUGCUGUGUCGGCUGAGCUAGUGGAGACCCUGAGGCCGCCCGUCCUGCUGCAGCUCCAGGCCCAGUUCCAGGGCUUGCCACGCGAGGAGCUGGACAACAUGCUGGGCCUGGCCGUACACCUGAUCAGCCAGAGCCCUGCCGGUGGACCCCGUGUCCUGCGCUUCCUGGUGGACACCGCCACGCCAGCCUCCGUCAUCAUGUCAGGUCUGGCGCCGGCCCCGCACGAGGGGGUGAGAGAGGCCUGCGACCGCCUGCUCCAGCUACUCCUGCUUCACCUGCACAAGCUGGUCUACAACCGACCUGAAAGCGAUGACGGCUACCCGCUCUCCUCUUCCUCUCCCACCAAUUCAUCCUUCCCUCCCCGUGUGAUCCCCUUCUUGGAGGAGCUGCGGGGACACGUGAGAGAGCUGUGCAUCGAGACGCUGAGGCUCGAACGCAAACGCCACCUCUGGCUGCACCAGCUGCUGUGCCUGCUCUCUGUGUACGGGGGUGCCAGUGUAGCUACUGAGGCUCUGUGCCAGCUCCUGACUCUGGCCCAAACCCCAGAGGAGCUGGCUCUGGCUGCCCAGCUACACACUCCACUCUCCACCUCUCUGCCUGGGCUUCUGCCAGCUGCCGUGACGUGUUGUGUGGCCCAAAUCCACACCCAGAGCCUGGGAAGCAAGGAACUGGGACAGCUCCUCAACAACCUUGCUUCAACUGUGCAGAGUCAGGAGGAAGAAGGCAAGGGAGGGAGUGCUGGAGGCACGAGCGCAGCUCAGUCCUCUAUGGCUGCUCAGGUCGGGGCCGCUGUCUCCAGCCACCUCCACGACUUCUGCCCCCUGCUCCUCCAUGGAGACCCAGCAGUGUCCCAGGCCGCCGCUCGCCUCCUGUCCUGCAGUCAGCUGCCUCGAGCCGCCUCUCCAGCACAGCUGCUCGUGAUCUCCAGGGCUGCGGUCGCGCACUUCUUCCUGGCUCUCCGGCUGAGAGACGACGGCAACGGGAAAGCCGGAGGAGGUGGAAGAGAAGCGGUGAGCUGCUCGAUCCGCCUUCUGUCCCGCCUGGCCGCCUUUUCCGCGCUCACCCUAAAGUCUGUUCUUCAGCAGCUGGUGGAGGGCGCCUUGCACCAGGGAAAUGCUGAUUUAUUUGGAGGCCAACAAGAAGAAACUGGUGGAGACACUUCUCUUACUCCAGACUUGGGAGCCUCUCUACUGGACAUCAACUGCAAGUUUGGCACCACGGUCAACUUUGCAGGAAGCGUGUGGUCUGUGUUUCAUGCUGGAGUGAUUGGGAAAGGGCUGAAACCACCCCACACCCCAUCACAACCAGCCCCAGACCGGGUCACUGAGAAUCAACAGACCCUGUCCGCUGUAGUCGUUCGGUGUUGUACCUCAAGUGGCAGCGGUACCAACAGCAGCAAUGGUGCAGCCGGUGCCCGCUACCACCACUCAGACCCGCUAUUUGAAGAACCUGCACCUAUCAACGCUGAAGCUGCCAAGGUGAUCGCCGUGGCGCUGGUGGAGAGCGUCUGCCCGGAUGUGGCAAACGGGGAGCUGGCCUGGCCGCCAGAGGAGCACGCCAGGACCACGGUGGAGCGAGACAUUCACAUUCGCCGCUGCUUCGAAGGAAACCCUGUCCUCUUCCACCUCUUGAGUGUGGUGGCAGCCGGCCGCCCUGCGCUGUGCUAUUGCUCGGCAGUUCUGCGGGGGCUGCUGGCUACCUUGCUGGCUCACUGGGAGUCCUCCAGGGAACCGGCUGCCCUGGACUCGCCUUGGCACCUCCAGGCCUCCUGCCUCUUGGUGUCCUGUAUGGGGGAGGGACAGCUCUUGCCCCCUGCGCUGGGCAACGUGCACGAGAUAUUCCCCCACCUGACCCCCUUUGAGGUCAGACUGCUGCUGCUGGCAGUGUGGGAGUACAUGCGCGGAAACAGCCCCAUGCCACAGAAGUUCACCUUCAGCGCCGAAAAAGGGCUGUUCUACCGGGACUUUUCGAGGGAUGGGGAUCUGUCCCGCUACCUUGCUCCCAUCUACAGUGUCUUGCACAAGAACAUUGACCGUCUGGGACAUCUGAGCUGGCGGUUCCAGCUCUGAAAUCAGUAGAAGCGAGUGUAGGGACUGGGAUGGUGGGAGGCAUUCAGGGAAUGGGGAGCUUUAGUAAUACUGAGUAGAUUAGUGGAGUGUGAAUGGGUGGUACUGUGCAGUUUAGGGUUUACUUCUACAUCUUUUUGUGCUUACACACGAAAUUAACAUGAGUUAAUUUCCCUUUUAGUGGAUAGUCUUGUUUUGUUCAUUUGCAUUAUAAACACAUGUUCUUUUUUUUUUGUUCUUUCACAUUCUACAUGGGAUUAAAGUACAAGGAGAAAAGAAGAUUUUUAAAAAACUAAGGAGCAUAGCUAGAUUCCAUCGUAUUUCAUGAAACAUUUUAAUUGCCUCAUACCAACCUCGUGUCGCAUUUCAGAAAUGUGUAAAAAUUUGUUUUCUUUAAAGCCAUUACUAUUUCGGAGCUCUGUUACUGAAGAGGUUUUUGAGCUGUAUUUUCUGAUGUGAGUUUAUCAUAAUUUGUAGUACAUUUCUGCAGUUUCAGGGAAGAAUUUUAGUUUCAAUUUGUCUGUUUCGCACACAUUAUGUGGGGAUGCUUACUAAAGCCUUUCAGGUUUUUGUUAGUAGUCUUACUAGAGUGUGUAUACAUUUGUUCAUUUUGUUGAAUUUCAACCAAGAACUUCAUAUCAUUAAAGCAGAUCUCUAAGGCAGUU